UUUAAUUUAUUUAUUUAUUAUGUUUUAUUUUACCUUAGUAGAUAUUCGGUAGUGCAUGUUCUGGAAUCUGGUUUUGGUGUUUGUAUUUUUUUUUGGUUUACGUACCAGUAGAUUUAAUUCCCAUUUUGCCCUUAUCUUCUUUGUUCCAAAUUCUCAGAGCUUCAUCCAUGGUGGGUAUUAUGCUCAAUGAUUCCUGUAGAUUGAUUUUUUAUAACUUUCUUGUGGAAUAUGAAAAAGAUGAUGGAGCUUCAGCUUUUUUGACCAAUCAAAUUCAGAAACCCUAGAUCAAGACAUUGCUGUUCAUUCUUGUACUUAAUCCUAAUAUCCCAUUCCAUAUUAAUUAAUGGGGACAGAGCUGAUGAGGGUUUGUGUAAAAGAAGAAAACGAUGAACUUCCUUCCAUUCCUCCUGGGUUUGAGUCAUAUGCAUCGUUCACCUUAAAAAAGGCUGUACCGGGCGGUGAAAAAGCCAAGACUAACAGUGUAACAUGUGGCUUGCCUGCGGAAAGUGCCACCGCAAUAAAAUCUGUUAAGAUGGAAACCGACUCUAACCUUUCCGAUGCCUCAAAACCGGCAAGAUCUCUGCGGCAGAGGCCUUGGAUAAACUUUGUUGGUUGUGAUGAUGAUGAUGAAAACAACAAACCCACAUGUCCAAAGCUUGGUGAAAAUGUUAUUCCGAAGCCUUCUCUACCAAAGGGGGUCAUCCGGGGAUGUGCAGAAUGUACAGAUUGCCAAAAGGUAAUUGCUAGAUGGCGUCCAGAUGAUGCUUGUAGACUCGAUCUUGAGGAUGUUCCUGUAUUCUACCCAACCGAAGAGGAGUUUGAAGAUACUUUGAAUUAUAUUGCUAAAAUAAGGCCAACAGCUGAAAAGUAUGGAAUCAGUCGCAUUGUUCCUCCUCCGUCCUGGAAACCCCCAUGUCCAUUGAAAGAGAAACAAGUGUGGGAGGGCUGUAAAUUUGCUACACGUGUCCAAAGAGUUGAUAAGCUUCAGAAUAGGAAUUCAAUGAAGAAGAUUUCAAAGAAUUUUGAUCAAAUGAGAAAGAAAAGAAGAAAAUGUAUGAAAAUGCGCUUGGACUCAGUAGCUGACAGUGGAAGUGGCUCCAGUUCCGAUAACACUGGAGUUUGUGAACUUGAGACUUUUGGGUUUGAGCCUGGUCCUCAGUUCUCUCUAAAAGAAUUUCAGAAAUAUGCUGAUGUAUUCAAGGCUCAGUACUUUCGAAAGAGUGAAAAUCCUACAGGUGCCAAACCUCUGGAGUGCUGGGAACCAUCGAUUAAGGAUAUCGAAGGUGAAUAUUGGCGGAUUGUAGAGAAAGCAACUGAAGAAAUAGAGGUUCUCUAUGGUGCCGAUCUUGAGACUGGGGUUUUUGGUAGUGGAUUCCCCAGGACAUCAAGCGAGGAGGGCUCUUCUUUGGCCGAAAAGUACGUGAAAUCAGGCUGGAAUUUGAAUAACUUACCAAGGCUCCCGGGAUCUCUCCUUUCUUAUGAGAGCAGUGAUAUUUCCGGUGUUCUUGUGCCCUGGUUGUAUAUCGGGAUGUGCUUUUCCUCCUUCUGUUGGCAUGUUGAAGAUCAUCACUUGUACUCAUUGAAUUAUAUGCAUUGGGGUGCACCAAAAAUGUGGUACGGUGUUGGGGGAAAGGAUGCUGUUAAGCUCGAGGAGGCAAUGAGAAAGCAUUUGCCUGACCUUUUCGAAGAACAGCCUGAUUUGCUUCAUAAGCUAGUUACACAACUCUCUCCAUCAAUACUGAAAGCUUCAGGAGUACCUGUGUACCGUUGUAUCCAGAGCGCUGGAGAGUUUGUCUUGACUUUUCCAAGGGCAUAUCAUGCCGGGUUUAAUUGUGGUUUCAACUGUGCUGAAGCUGUGAAUGUAGCUCCGGUUGAUUGGCUGUCUCAUGGGCAAAUUGCCACAGAGUUAUACUGCCAACAAGGGAGAAAAACUUCCAUUUCACAUGAUAAAUUAUUGCUCGGGGCAGCAAGAGAAGCGGUAAAAGCCCACUGGGAGUUUAACUUACUGAAGAAAAAUACUCCAGAUAAUUUAAGAUGGGUAAAGUCUUGCAGAAAGGAUGGGAUUUUAGCGAAAGCCCUCAAGGCUCGUGUUGACAUGGAACGCACAAGGAGGGAAUUCCUUUGCAACUCCUCGCUUGCACUGAAGAUGCACAGUAAUUUUGAUGCUACCAAUGAGAGGGAAUGUUGCAUAUGCUUCUUUGAUUUGCAUCUGUCAGCUGCCGGUUGCAGAUGUUCCCCGGAGAAGUAUGCAUGUUUGACCCAUGUGAAGCAGUUGUGUUCUUGUCCGUGGGUUACCAAAUAUUUUCUCUUCCGCUAUGAUAUUGAUGAGCUAAAUCUUCUUGUUGAGGCAUUGGAAGGAAAACUGAGCUCUGUAUACAGAUGGGCACGUCAAGAUCUCGGAUUGGCGUUAAGUGCACACACCUUGGGGAACAACAUGAGCAUGGAUACAUUAUCUCCUCCGCGGGAAGAAAAGGUGCCUGAGGACCUGAGACCACAAGCUCCUGCAGUUUCAGGGAAAGAUUUGAGGAAGCCGGUUGGGAGUUCUAGUGUGAUCGACUUGGAAGAGAAGAGUAAACUUUCAGAAUUUGGUUUAAGCGUGAAAGAGACGAAAGAGCAAUCUACAAGAAGCCCCUUUCUGAAAUCGGUCAAAGAAGAACCUCUUUGUCAUUCUUCUGAUCCAAAAGCUUCUAUUAGACUACCAUCCCAAGGAGAAAUCUCGUCUUUGGAAGCUGCUAAACCUGAUGGUGUUGAAAUACCUUAUCCGAGUUCCCCUAACAAUAUAAUACUUCUCAGCGACGAUGAAGAUAAUGAACCUAGGAAAUCAUUUUCCGAAAGGGAAAGCGGAAAUCCAUCUGGGAAGCAUUUGGAACUCAAGGAGAAGCAGUUGCACCGCGAUGAAAAGAUGAGCCACCAUGGACUGAAAAAAGAAGGUUCAGCAGGAGAAGCACCCAGUAGAACUGGUCAUCCGAUUAGCCAAAGGGAGACAGAUCCUGUACUUGAUGCCCGGAUGAAUACUUUCUCGCCUAAUAAUGACCUUGUAAUGACAGGGGACGAUGCACCAAAAGCAGAGGCUAUUGGGCUUGCUCAUGAUAUCUCAAGUAGAAAGGAUCUUGACAAUCACGGUUGUCAAAAUCCUAAUAGCGAUGAUAGACUAAAAAGCACCGGAGGUUUGGGUAUUAUUUCAGAUGUAGCCGAUGGGGCAAGAAGUAACUUGGGGGCUCCAUGUUGUUCUCAAAAUAAUAGUCCGGACAGGUUAAUCCGCCAAAAGGGUCCUCGUAUUGCAAAGGUUGUGAGGAGGAUCAAUUGCAAUACCGAGCUUUUAGCGUUCGGAUCAGUGCUUCCUGGGAAAUCGUGGUGCAACAAUCGCACGAUUUUUCCCAAAGGGUUUCAAAGCCGAGUUAAGUAUAUAAACAUUUUGGACCCGAUAAACAUGUGUUGGUAUAUUUCGGAAAUUCUCGAUGCUGGACGCGGAAGCCCUCUGUUCAUGGUUUACUUGGAAAGUCAUCCAAGUGAGGUGUUCAUUAACAUAUCAGCCACAAAAUGUUGGGAGAUGGUGAGAGACAGAGUAAAUCAAGAGAUAACGAAGCAGCACAAAGCUGGUAAAUCGAAUCUUCCUCCUUUACAGCCUCCCGGAAGUCUCGAUGGUUUCGAAAUGUUUGGAUUUUCAUCUCCUGCUAUCGUACAGGCUAUAGAAGCACUGGACAGAAAUCGGGUUUGUACCGAUUACUGGGAUUCCCGGCCUUACUCCCGACCGCAAGUUCAGUUUCCCGCAAACCCUCACCCGAGAGACGGUAACUCCAGUGGAAGAACAACUACUGGACAACGUCCCUUACCCGCGGGAACAGGCUCUGUCCUUAGAGGUCUGUUCAGAAAGGCUAACCCCGAGGAACUAACCUCACUUCAACAGGCAUUAAGCGAAGCUAGCACGGAUUUGGUAACCCGACUUCUCAAUGAAGAGAUAAGAAACCGCAUCUGACGAUUUUUUUUGGCUCCUCGGUUUUUGAAAGGCGCUCGAGAACGAGGGCAAAUGAGGAUUGUAAGCCUCUGUGUACAUACCAAAAGCGCCAUCCCAUCUGCUCAUCGAUUAUUUUCAACACCAUGCGGAAGAAAAAGAAGAGGAGAACAAAACAGCAGGAAGAUGAAAAAGAUAGAAACUGUUUGUUUGUUAUCAUUAUUAGAAAUCCUCGUCUUCUCUGAAAAUUCAUUGAGAUGGGAAUACAAAGCAAUUGGUUAACCGGAAACAAACCGAAACUAAAUUUGAAAGAUUUUGGUUCUGCAAUUCAAA
This is a messenger RNA of Tarenaya hassleriana, 4285 nucleotides long. Its product is annotated as putative lysine-specific demethylase JMJ16. Gene Ontology annotation, biological process: chromatin remodeling. The coding region runs from base 344 to 3976 and encodes 1210 amino acids. Gene Ontology annotation, molecular function: histone H3K4me/H3K4me2/H3K4me3 demethylase activity. NCBI's taxonomy places the organism in Eukaryota, Viridiplantae, Streptophyta, Magnoliopsida, Brassicales, Cleomaceae. Gene Ontology annotation, cellular component: nucleus. The transcript has 15 exons. The record is from RefSeq and is a predicted model, not a curated record.